This is a messenger RNA of Talaromyces stipitatus ATCC 10500, 1444 nucleotides long. RefSeq lists its product as uncharacterized. Lineage: Eukaryota; Fungi; Ascomycota; Eurotiomycetes; Eurotiales; Trichocomaceae. The coding region runs from base 1 to 1242 and encodes 413 amino acids. The transcript is spliced from 2 exons. The record is from RefSeq and is a predicted model, not a curated record.
AUGGCUCCAAUGCUUCAAUUCCUUUUUCAACGUAGGGAUUUUAACACCAGCGCUCCCGCAGAUGCCUUUGACCGGGAAUGGUCUCAACCGUCCAAUUAUGCCUUUACUAUUCUUCUUUUGCUGGGAGGAGAUUUGAUUAAUCGUGCUCUUGCACAGCUGGCUGGUGGUUGGGUUACGCCUGUGGCUUUCUCAUUCGGUUGGGUCUCUUAUGCAACAGCUUCUGUCUGUGCAGCUCUCGGAGAGUAUAAACUGAUGCCCGAUGCUGAUACUGGAUGCUGCAUUAUCAACGGAAAGAAUGGUUACGUUCGUGGAAAUAAUUCAUGGGUCCUUGGUCGUAUGAUGCGAGACUACGAGUAUUGGAUGGGUAGACCCGUUGCCGACAAAACUGAGGCUCUGAUCGAGGCUCGAUGGAAAUUCGAGAAAGAAAAAGAAGCACGAGAAUAUUCCGCGUCGAAGGUUGAAGUUCCUCGACCUUCACAAGCUGGACUGGUAGUUAGCAUUUGGAAACCGAACACUAAAGUGAAACACGGCACACCUGGUCAUGAUAUACUCUAUUGGUCCGGGAUUAUUGUUACUAUUAUUCAGCUGGGAGUCUCCUGUAUACCAUUGGGUCUGACGGGAGACUGGGGAGUUUUGUUGAUUACCGGCGGUGCUACUAUUCUUUGCUACUUUACCGGUGCUCUUAAGCAAUGGAGAAUCGAAAAAUGGGCUUGUCGACGUCUGGAUCAUCGAAGCAAGAAGAAUUUCGUCAUGACGCGCGGCAAUGGUGCUCAGCAUGCGAUUGCUAUCAUCAGCGAUGGGUAUGGCCUGGAUUUGGAGGAUCUCGCAACUGGCUUUGCCAACGUUGACUCCCCUACUAUUUCGCUAUUCUCACAAAUUUCCGUUAUUGUGCUGGGUAUCUUGUGGGUGGCGCUGUUGAUCACCGCGUCAGGCCUAACAGAUGACUCAUGGUACCUGAUUGCCGUUGGUGGCAUUGGUAUGCUUCAAAACAUUUUUGUCGCGGGUUGGAAGCGUACUCCAGCUGCAUACGGCAUUCCGCUUGAGUUCGUUGACGUGAUUGGCGAGGCUAAAGUCAUGAGUACGCUUAUGGAACUUGAGAAAAGAUAUGAGAAGCUUGGCAAAAGCAUGUUGGGUACUUUUUUCCCUGGUGAUUUGCGUGAUAGUGAAGUCAAGGAGUGGGCUGCUAUUGCAGAAGAGUGGAAGGAAAAGAAAGCACAGGCUGUUAAACCUGUUGAUGCAUAACACGACUGAAGAAUUCGUGGCUGCAUAUGUUUUAAGUUGACUUAUUCAAUACUCGAGGUUCUAAAUCCCUGAUAGGAUACCCCUCCUUCCUUUUAUGGAGCUGUCACGGCGAUGAUACUACUACACUGCUACUUAUGACAGUUUGGAGGAUGUAUCAAAAACAGAGGGCUAAGGUUCCAAAGUUACCCAGGUACCUGCAAGG